CUUUAAAAAAGCCACUUGAAAAAAUGCAUGUGUACACAUUAUUCCACUAAAUGCUUCUUCAAUUUCUAAAAAUUUGAAUAAAAAUCAAACCAAACCAAACCAAACCAAACCAAACCAAACGAGUGCCUACAUGUAAUCUCACAUCAGAUUCACUAAAUAACUAACUUCUGUUUUGUCCUAUCCAUCUAUCUUCCUAUCCUCUUUCUUUUCUUCUACAACAAACUGCUGUAAAUGCAAGACUCAUAAAAUUAAUUUGUACGACCAAAUUUUUAAUCACUAAACAUGAGUUUAGCAGAGAUGGAAUCAAUGGCAUCAAUGAUCGGAGUAUCGAUUCCGGUACUCCGUUUCUUGCUCUGUUUCCUUGCCACAAUUCCAGUUAGUUUUCUUCAUCGAUUUGUUCCUUGUGUUAGUGGUAGGCAUUUCUAUGCUGCCCUCUCUGGUGCUGUUUUGUCUUACGUUUCGUUUGGAUUUUCCUCAAAUUUUCAUUUUUUGGUGCCCAUGAUUUUGGGUUAUGGUUCCAUGGUUUUGUGUCGGGCUUAUUGUGGGAUCAUCACAUUCUUCCUUGCAUUUGGAUAUCUUAUUGGAUGUCAUGUUUACUACAUGAGUGGGGAUGCAUGGAAAAAGGGUGGAAUGGAUGCUACGGGAGCUCUAAUGGUGAUUUCGCUGAAAAUAAUUUCAAGUGUGAUCAAUUACCAAGAUGGAUUACUGAAGGAGGAAGAUUUGCGUGAGGCUCAGACGAAAAAUCGUUUGCUCAAGUUGCCAUCAUUACUUGAGUACUUUGGUUACUGUCUCUGUUGUGGAAGUCAUUUUGCUGGUCCAGUUUAUGAAAUGAAGGAUUACCUUGAAUGGACAGAGAGAAAUGGUAUCUGGAAACCUUCAGAGAAAGGACAACCGCCGCCUUUUUGUGCAGCGUUAAGGGCUUUUCUUCAAGCUGCUAUGUGUAUGGGAUUGUACAUCUAUCUGGUACCUCUUUUCCCAAUUACUAAGUUCGUGGAUCCAGUCUACCAAGAAUGGGGUUUCUGGACGCGGUUGGGUUACCAAUAUAUGGCUAGUUUUACUGCACGGUGUAAAUAUUAUUUCAUAUGGUCAAUCUCAGAAGCAGCUAUCAUCAUAUCUGGAUUCGGUUUCAGUGGUUGGGCAGACAUGACUAAUCCACCAAAACCGCAAUGGAACCGUGCUGUAAAUGUUGACAUAUUAGGUCUUGAGCUCUCAACGAGCGCAGUUCAGAUACCUCUUGUAUGGAACAUUCAAGUUAGCACCUGGCUUAGGCACUAUGUAUAUGAGAGGCUUAUACAGAAGGGAAGGAAGCCUACUUUUGCCCAGUUGCUGAUCACACAGGCUGUUAGUGCUGUAUGGCAUGGGUUAUAUCCUGGCUACAUUAUAUUCUUUGUUCAGUCUGCUUUGAUGAUUGCUGGAUCAAGAGACAUUUACAGAUGGCAGCAAGCUACAAGUAGUGGUCAGUUUCAGAAGAUGCUUGUUUUCAUGAACUUUGUAUAUACACUGCUGGUACUCAACUACUCAGCUGUUGGAUUCAUGGUACUAAGCCUGCAUGAAACCCUUACUUCUUAUGGAAGUGUAUACUAUAUUGGAACCAUUGUACCAAUUCUAGUGAUCCUGCUUGGUAAAGUGACUCAGCCAGCAAAACCUGUAAGAUCUAGAGCGAAAAAAGAAGAAUGAGUCAGAAUCUAGCUUUUUUGGAAAUUUGAACUUACAGUUCUUGGUGGAAGAGUACUAGCAUUGUUCUUCUCACUACUCUAUUUAUUAUUUUUGGAUUUGUAUAAAUCAUCAGAUUUGAUUGUUGUAGAGUAGUUAGUUUAGCUGUUGGAGCUUGAUUUGGUCUAUUUCUUGACGGAGUCAGAAUUUUCAUUAAAAGGGUUAAGAUAAAGAAGUAAACACACGAACUAGCCUGACUGCCAAAGGGAGUUAACUUCAAUUAUAUAUACAUUAAAAAAAAAAAAAAAUUUAAUCAUGUAUCAGUGGUGUAAUUUUCCACUGAACCCCUGACCAUGGCCUCAGAUGAAUAGGCCCAACUUCUUAGAUAGGCCCAAUUAUGUCUUUCAGCAAUACUGUACAUAUAAUUGGGUGGGAUGACAUGUUUUUGGACCGAUUGUUAGUAGUAUUUAGUAACUGUAAUUGAGAAAUAAACACUGUUUAAAUAAAAGGGUAACUUGUAUAAAUUCUGAAUU
Molecule: messenger RNA, 2186 nt
Organism: Capsicum annuum
Lineage: Eukaryota; Viridiplantae; Streptophyta; Magnoliopsida; Solanales; Solanaceae
Product: lysophospholipid acyltransferase 1-like
Exons: 8
Coding region: 283-1677 (464 amino acids)
Biological process (GO): phospholipid biosynthetic process; lipid modification; triglyceride biosynthetic process
Cellular component (GO): endoplasmic reticulum; membrane
Molecular function (GO): acyltransferase activity
Source: RefSeq, a predicted model, not a curated record